Messenger RNA from Contarinia nasturtii (swede midge), 981 nucleotides. RefSeq lists its product as uncharacterized. Gene Ontology annotation, biological process: arachidonate secretion; phospholipid metabolic process. The record is from RefSeq and is a predicted model, not a curated record. Gene Ontology annotation, molecular function: A2-type glycerophospholipase activity. NCBI's taxonomy places the organism in Eukaryota, Metazoa, Arthropoda, Insecta, Diptera, Cecidomyiidae. The coding region runs from base 39 to 848 and encodes 269 amino acids. The transcript is spliced from 2 exons.
CAUUCACUACAUCAGUAUUCAAUAUUCAGUAUAUUACCAUGAAAAAAAUCCAAGUAUUUUUCAUAACAUUUUUAUUUUUAACUUCAAAAUUAUCAGCUUUAUUGGAUCAGUAUGAUUUCUUUUUUGAAAAAAUUUAUGAGGAAUUUACACCUCCGAAAAUUGAGUAUUUGAACGACAUGGAAUUUUGUCCAUCAAUUCUGGAACCAACCGCAGAUACCUUGGCGAAAUCUGUAGAAGCAUCAUUUAGAAAUGCAGAGCAAAAUACCAAUGCAACGGAACAAGAGAUUUUGGAUUCAUGUUGUCGAACACUUUAUAUGUGUGGUGCACAAAAAAAAAUUGAUUUAAAUGGCACGAAAAAUUCAAAUACCCGCAACUGUGAAUGUGAAAAUGGCUUUCGUGAAUGUUUAGAAAAUAUAAAUGGUAAAACAUCAAGUAGAUUUGCAUUCGCCUAUUCCAUUCAGAGAUCUGCGUGUCUUGCGGAGAGUUAUCCAAUUGUAAAAUGUGUAAAAUUUCAGAUUUUUUUUGCACCAACAGCAAUAUUUUAUCGAUCACCAAAUGCAAUUGAACAAAAAAGCGAUUACAUUCGAUGCUUGGAAUACGAAUUUGAUAAGAACAAACCGAAAAUUUAUCAAACGUUCGAUUUAACAUUCAUCUAUAAAAUUGGCAAAUACGAUUUUAUUAAAGAUGCCGAAGAAGCAACAACUAAUUAUUUUAUUGAACAUCCCAUCCUUUCCAAAUGUAUCAAAAAUUCAACAGAGACAUGUCAUCAAGAACAUGCCGCAAGACAGACCAUAAUACAGGGCUUUUCACAUUUAUUUUCAUUAAUAUAUAGCGCUAAUACAAAAUGAAGGUUGUGCGUUUCUCCAGAUAAUUAAUUCGUUUUUCAAAAAUCAAAUGAUUGAACAAAAGAUGUUAACAUUUAGAACAUAUCAUUGUAUAACAUUUUUUAAAUAAAUAUUCAGUAUUGACAGCAAAAAGUCA